AUGAGUAUAGAUAAAAAAGAUGACAACUUCGUAGUCAUAGAGCCUGCAGUCUCUAUCAGUGAGGGUCAUUCAGAUGAUCUUUACAAUCUGGCAAGUCGAGUAAGGACCGUGAGGUCCCAUACUGGUGCCGGUGAGGUCAACUACAUCAACUCCGUGCAAUCGGUUUCCGAUAACCAACUGCUGGCAGAGAUUGGUUACAAACCGGAGUUGAAGAGACAGUUUUCCACUUUACAAGUAUUUGGUAUUGCAUUCUCCAUCAUGGGGUUGCUGCCAUCGAUUGCUUCCGUUAUGGCUGGUGGGCUCGCUGGCGGGCCAGUCAGUCUGGUUUGGGGCUGGUUCAGUUCGUGUAUCGGGAUUUUGAUUGUCGGGAUCACCAUGGCGGAAAACGCUAGCGCCAUCCCUACAGCUGGUGGGAUGUACUAUUGGACUUAUUACUAUGCUCCCAAAAAAUACAAGGCAGUACUGUCCUUUGUUGUUGGCUGCUCUAACUCAUUGGCCCUGGUGGCCAGUUGUUGCUCCAUCAAUUAUGGGUUUGCAGAAGAAGUGAUGGCUGCCGUCUUCUUAACGUAUGAUGGUGCCGUCACAGUGACGAGUGGUAAGCUCUAUGGUAUUUUCGCAGGUGCCACUGUCGUAAUGGCAAUGUGUACGUGUGUUGCGUCGGGAGCAAUAGCAAGGUUACAGACGGUGAGUAUAGUGUCGAACAUUUUUAUCAUUAUUUUGUUUGUUAUUGCUGUACCGAUCGGAACCAAGGCGAACAUAGGCCACUUCAAUGACGGUAAGUACAUAUUUGGUCACUUUGAGAAUUUAUCUGAUUGGAACAAUGGGUUUCUAUUUUUCUUGGCAGGGUUUAUGCCAGCAGCUUGGACUAUCAGUUCUUUUGAUUCAUGUGUUCACCAGUCAGAAGAGGCGAAAGAUGCUAAGAAGUCAGUUCCUAUCGGAAUCAUCGGAUCCAUCACAGCAUGUUGGAUAUUGGGGUUUCUGAUUAUUAUUUGCUUGUGUGCUUGCAUGGACACUGAUUUAGACCGUCUAGUUAACAGUGAUACCGGUUUCGCCAUGGCACAAAUUAUUUUUGACUCCUUGGGAAAAAGAUGGGCUAUCGCAUUCAUGGCGCUAAUAGCCUUCUGCCAGUUUCUAAUGGGCGCAUCCAUUGUCACAGCUAUAUCAAGACAGAUUUGGGCAUUUGCUCGUGAUGAUGGAUUGCCAUUUUCGAAUCUGAUCAAAUACGUCGAUAAAAGGUACCAAGUCCCAUUCAAUUCAGUUAUUGCAGCAGCUAUUACUUCUCUGUUAUUAGGGUUGUUAUGUCUGAUCAACUCUCAAGCAACUGCAGCUUUAUUCUCCUUGUCUGUUGCGGGUGGUUACAUUGCUUAUUUGAUCCCAACUGUUCUGAGACUGACUGUCGGUAGAGAUGUAUUCCGUCCAGGCCCGUUUUACCUGGGUAAAUUUUGGUCACCGAUCGUCGCCUGGAGCAGCGUGGUUUUCGAAAUAUGGAUAAUUUUAUUGGAGAUGUUCCCAGCACAACAGCACCAUAUCGACAAAUCUACAAUGAACUACUCAUGUGUGAUCGGGCCUGGUACGUGCUUACUGGCCUGGAUUUAUUAUCGGGUUUGGAAACAUAGAGAAUAUAUUGGUCCCAAGUCUAACCUUUCAGACGAAGAUUAUAAGGAAGCGUUAGGACCUGCUGUUCUUGAUGAUAUUAUAAUGGGAAUGGAACCUUGA
Molecule: messenger RNA, 1716 nt
Organism: Huiozyma naganishii CBS 8797
Lineage: Eukaryota; Fungi; Ascomycota; Saccharomycetes; Saccharomycetales; Saccharomycetaceae
Exons: 1
Coding region: 1-1716 (571 amino acids)
Biological process (GO): transmembrane transport; amino acid transport
Cellular component (GO): membrane
Molecular function (GO): transmembrane transporter activity
Source: RefSeq, a predicted model, not a curated record